GUGCUGACUGAGAUAUUAAUGCACAGUGGUACUUGACGAUUUAAGGCUUUCAUUCCAUUUACAAACUCAGAUUAACCCAUCAAAGAUGUUUAAUAUGUGGUCCUCCAACCCCAAUAUUCAACAACAAAACACCGGAAGAUGCCAUGAACUUUUUCAGAGAUACCGCGGGAAAUUGUCGUAACUUCCUGUAUUGUGUUGGUAUGGUGGAGUUGGCGCGACAUUUCUGGGUGUAUUCUUUGGAAGUUCUUGAGCAUUUUCCCAUGCUUUAGAUACCUAAGGAGCUGCAAAGACCCCUCAUGUUAUUCCUUAGAUACCCUAUCCUUGCAAUUCCAUUUGUGGAAGUGCAUAGGCCUUAUUGAUCAUGGACGAAAUAUCAGAUCCCAUGCGUGGUGACCAUGGGAAUUCAGAUUCGGCAUCUGAGACCUUUGUGUACCAUGAUGAAGAUUCAGUGGAUAUUUACGCAGGCCUGGAGAGUAGUCCGGAGAAGCAUGGAAAUACAGGGAAGGCAUGUAGAUCCUCGGCCUCUCCCAGGCAGAGCGAAUCUAUGGACUUGUUUGAAGAAAUUAUUGUAGAGGAACGUCUUAAGAAAGAGGCAUCUUACGAUGAGAUGAAGACUAACUUUGAUGAAGCUCAAAGUCAACUACAAGAAUUGAUCCAGAAGUUGCAACAGCAGGAGACAAAGAAUAGGACAUUGCAUGCAGAGAAUACAAAACUUAAGAAGAAUAUUUGUGCACUCAUCAAAACAGCCAGAAGUGAGAUUGGUCGUAAGGACGCAGAGAUAAAUAGACUCAGUCAAAGGACUGGCAGGGGUAACUGCGGUCAGACUUACCAUUGGACUCAGUCCAACCAACACAUGAGUCAAGCCUCGACCAGAGCAAGCUGUAAAGAAGAUGAUGGUACAGCAUCUGUUCGUGAAUCACGUCAUGAAAGAGGGAACUGUGAUGUGAAGGAUCAGGCAAAGCAAAAACCAGUGCAGGAUCAGACAAGGCAAACACCAGUGCAGGAUUCGGCAAGGCAAAAACCAUUCACACCACUGCAGGAUUCGACAAAGCAAACACCACUGCAGGAUUCGGCAAAGCAAACACCAGUGCGGGAUUCGGCAAAGCAAACACCACUGCAGGAUUCGGCAAGGCAAAAACCAGUGCCGGAUUCGGCAAAGCAAACACCAUUCACACCACUGCAGGAUUCGGCAAGGCAAAAACCAGUGCAGGAUUCGGCAAAGCAAACACCAUUCACACCACUGCAGAAUCAGACAAGGCAAAAACCAUUCACACCACUGCAGACAUCUUCAACACUUUCCACAACAGAAGUGUCAAGAGCAAUGGAUUCGAGUGUUGUGCUCCGUGACCAUGUUGAUAAGCCAGUUAACAAUCACAGCAGUACCUCAAUACCUCUGGCAUCUGGAGAUGGGCAUGUGUCUGAGUCUCAACAUUUACUGGGUCAUGGACACUCUUAUCCAAAGAUCACUGCCUCAUCUUCAGUAAAAGGCAGAGGUCAAAAUGAAAUGGAAUUACAGAAAGACUCACAGAUGGCACCAUCAGGCUCUGAGUCAGAACAGAACCACAGUGAGAGGCAUUCUUCCAGGCCCAGUAAUAUGCGACCUAAUCAUUCAACUUCGGACAUGUUGAUCUCAGGUAAAUCCAAAGAUCGACCACAAAGCCACAGGAGUCCACCUCCACAUCAUAGUUCAUCUUCCUCUCACUCGUCUAAAGGAUCAUCUAAAGACUAUUCAGAAGACCUUUGUUUGGCAAGAAGUAGAGUUUCCAGAGAAACGGAAGGUUCUAGCGGCAGUCAUCGGUCUCGGCAUUCCAUUCGCUCAGAAAGGUCCAGAGUUUCUUCUCGCCACAGGAGAGAUAAAACUCCAACAAGAGACUAUCAUAAAACAGAAGAGAGAUGGAAAGAAGGUGCCAACAGAGAAAGCACAAACCCCAGGACAGAUAAAAGCAGGGAGCAUGAACGCAGGACAGAGAAAGAAAGGUCUCGGAGGAAUGGAGAAUCCACUAGUAAGAGUGAGAAGCCGAGGACCAGGGACAGAGUUCUAGAGAGAGAGCUUGAUGCUACAGAAGGUAGAAUAUGCUUGUCCUCUGCCAGACCAGAACAUUGCUUAGACUACUCCUCUCACAAGAAAGACCAGUGGAAGAAAAGUGAAGGUGGAAGGAGACAAAUCACAGAAAAGUUGGUGAACACAGCGGACAAAAAAAUGAAGGACAAUGCAACGUCUGAAGAACACACACACUUUCCUUCUCCUGUUGGACCAGGAAAUGAAGGGGACUUUCACUGUUCCAACAAAAAGACUGUAAGGGAAGGUGAUGAGACCAAGAGGACUACUGAGAAUGGACACGUGGAAAUGAAGGUUGAUUCUGAACAUACUACUGAUAGUGAAAGGGAACGGGAGAAAGAUCUAAACACACGUCAGGCAAACGACGCGAUGCCAUCUGAAGAAAGCAGUCCCAACAGAAAAUUGUCUUUUAUGGAAACUCUCAACCUCACACUGUCACCUGUUAAGAAACCUAAUCAGCUAACUGAGUGUGGCACACACAACGGUGAAUCGGAGAAAGAUGGAGAACGUUCUCCAUCAUCUUUAGAAAGGACUAAUCACAAUGACACAGGUGAAGAAUUUUUUGUCAUAGAUGAAAUUGAGGGAUCUGUUGAAGAGAUCCAUGGGAAUGAUGACAUGCCGGUGUCUCUGACUUCAAGCGCAGCACAAGCACAAGACCAUGAGUGCUGUGGCAAAACAUCUACACAGGAAGGGGAAAACCCUGUGCUUGAUUGUACGGAAGUUCCAGUAAGGUCCAGUUCACAAACUGAUUUGUUAAAAGUGCAUAAUGAGAAGGAAGCUGUAGAAUGUAUUUUGCCCAUUUCAGCAGAUGUUCAGCAGGCUGUGGAAACUACUGAGACCAACAUGAAGUGCUUAAUUCCACGCGAAGAGAUCAGUGAUGUGACUUAUUCUGCGUUUUCGACGACAACUAACUCGGCAGCCGUAACGGAAGACGAUGCUGCCACUUCUGUUAGUCCGAGUGAGAAUCCAGUUUGUGAAGGUUGUUCGGACGUUGAAAAAGGCAUCGCAGAUGCUGCAGAGCCAAUAACUCUUGCUUGCACUGGAAAUUCUGAAGAGAACGGUGAAGACGAUACAUCCGAUACCAAGACAACAUCCUCUCUGUGUUGUGGUGUGUCACAAGAGGGGCCAGUUUCCAUAAUGGAUUCAGAAAUAAGUACAGACAAAGAAAUGGCUCCUGCUGAAAGCUGUGUUUACAUAGAUUCUGUAUCUAGUACGGUUAACUUGGAGACCUCCCCCUCAUGCCCUAGCAGUUGUGUAGUUCUCGUGGAUGUUCAAGAAGAUUCAAACAUGGAAACAGGAAGUGCAGAAGAGGUAGCCUCUCCCAGUCCAGUGAAAGAACAGUUGAAUGAGCUGCCUAAAGUGAGUAGCACUACAAAAAAGGACUCGGAAUUGCAAGAAAUAGUAGUUGCUAGCUCAAGCGAAACCCCGGCUGAACUAGCAAAGGACUGCGAACCAGAUUCAACAGAGAAUACAGAGCCCUCUAGCUUUGCUGCACUACCCCAAGAUGAGGAUUCAAUGAUGCUCACUCUUAAAUCCAUCAAACUCAUUCCUGAAAUCAUUAGUCCUCUCACAAGUCCAGUUCGUCAGGUGAAGAAAGCGCAGCCACCGCCUCCUGGGAAGCAACCGCAUAUCAAGAGUCUCAGUAAGGAUCUCCAGAAUGCCACUCUUCCUGCCGAUACCAGCUCAAGAACUCUGGAUGUGAAUAAAGAAAAUAAACAACCUGACUGUUCCAUGCCUACUCAGGAAGAUUCUGCACCUGCCAAUCUUGGCAACAGCGAACACGAUGAACUUGAGGAGGGGGAGAUUGUCAGCGAAUGUGAAAGUGAGGAACCCCCUGUGACUGAAGAGAGUCCCAAGACCUUCAAAGAGAUCAAGAAAUCUACAACUUCGAAAACUCAACAAAGCCCUCGAACUCGCCUUAUGAAAGUGGCUUUGCUGAAAAAGUCUGUGGAUUUACAACAGAAGUCUGGCCGUAAAACCACGGGGGCAGUUGCAAACAGAAGUCCUACCUGUAAAACCAAGGGGGCAGUUGCGAACAGAAGUCCUACCUGUAAAACCACGGGUGCAGUUGCGAAGAGAAGUCCUGCCUGUAAAACCAAGGGGGCAGUUGUGAUCAAAAGUCCAACCUGUAAAACCAAGGGGGCAGUUGUGAUCAAAAGUCCAACCUGUAAAACCAAGGGGGCAGUUGUGAUCAAAAGUCCAACCUGUAAAACCAAGGGGGCAGUUGCCAACAGAAGUCCUACCUGUAAAACCACGGGGGCAGUUGCGAAGAGAAGUCCUACCUGUAAAACCAAGGGUUUAGUUGCGAACAGAAGUCCUACCUGUAAAACCAAGGGGGCAGUUGCGAAGAGAAGUCCUACCUGUAAAACCACGGGGGCAGUUGCCAACAGAAGUCCUACCUGUAAAAGGCGCUUUAAAACUGUUCCUCCACCUGACCCCAAAACCUUGCCACCUUCAUCCACCACUGUGGAGGAAAUCAUGAACAUGUUUAAAGUCAUUCGGUCCCAACUGAGAAGAAAAUAUAUGAAGCUUCACAAAACCUUUCCCGUGAAGACCUUCAACUCUGUCAUUGAAAUGUCUAAUUUGUCUUUUACAGAUUUGGUCAGUAGUUUAAACUUGAAUAAAUUGUGGGGCCAAGAGGAUGAUGUCAAAGCCAAGUUGAAAAACAUCAUUAUUAAUGUAAUGAACAAAGUAGCUAAUAAUGGAAUUGUCAAUCGUAUUUUUGAACAAAACUCAGACAACCUAAAGUCAAAGUUGUGGUCUUUUGUGGACGGGCAACUUGACUUCUUAUUUAAGGAGAUUCAGAUGACCCUUGCAAGUACAUCCAAGCAAUUGGAUAACAAACAAACGUCACUUAGAGAAGAUGAUAUUGAGAAUCCUGAGAAAAAGACCAAAGUAGAAAAGCCCCAAGAAAAGUCUCCCUCAGGAAGUGGCAAUACAGCAAAGAGGCAGCAAGAGGAGGUUUCAGUGAGCAAAGCUAAAGAAACCCCCUUAAUAUCCACACCAUGCCCUCUUCGAAAGCCUGUAUACCAGACUGGACUUGGAAGUAGAGGAAAGAAUCUGAAGAUGAAUACUGAGGAAACCAAUGAAGAACCACGUGCAUCUGGGUCCACUCAAGAGAUUGGGCACCCUACACCAAUGGACAAGUCAGUAGACAAUGUUAACGCCUACGUCCGUCGACUAUCACACUCUGGGUCAAUGCUGGACAAGUCUGAGUUUGAACUUCUCACUGAACAACAAACAUCCAGCUUAACAUUUAAUUUGGUCUCAGAUUCCCAGAUGGGAGAUAUUUUUAAGAGUCUCCUACAAGGUUCUGAUCUACUGGAAAGCAGUGUUUCACUUGGCGACAAUCAAAGCUGGCUUUUAGGCACACCCAAAAAAGAGCUAUCUUCUGAAAGGAAUUUCCUAACAGGAAUGAUGACGCCUUCCAAAUUUGGUACACCUCCCAAGCUUAUGGCAGCAUGGGCCUCCAUUUCACCAUGCAAGUUAGCCUCACCAAAUCCUAAAGUUCGAAUGCCCCUGAAUCCUGCAGCAUUAGAUGAAAGUUGCCUCUUAGAGACUCCUUCCAGUCCUGUUCCUAAUAGAGCAUCACAAACAACUGCUGUCAGUUCGCAAAGAACAUAUUCCAUUUUGGCUGAAGACUUGGCUGUCUCUCUCACCAUCCCUUCACCUCUGAAAACAGACAGCCACCUGAGCUUUUUGCACCCAGUCAACGAGGAUCCGAUGCCUACUCCAGAGGAAGUCCUAAAUGCUCAUUUCAGUGAGGAUGCUGUUCUAGAAUGCGAGGACGCUACAGAGCAUGACAUCCAUCUGUCGCUUGACACUGAUAACUCCAGCUGUGAGUCAAGUGCUGGACGUACCUGGGAAAACACAGAACCAAAACUAUUUCAUUUCAAGCCUCAUGUGCCUAUGCAGGCAGUGGUGAGCGAGAGGUCAAACGAUCACUUUAUUGUCAAAAUAAGACAUACAUCCACAGUUAGUGCUAUAGUCCCAACUCCCUUAGCUGGUCAGGAUGUUCUCCCAGAUUCAGCAGAAGGUCCAGCAAUCCUGGCUGCUGUCGGAGACCCUGUCAGCUCCACAGGACAAGACCACUGGGUUCCUGGAGAAUGUGCAGUGGAAAACUCUGGAUCUGAAGGCACACCAACCGAAAUAGCCACAUCAUCCGACAAAGAUGACACUUGUGGAUCACCAGGCUCAAAAAUGAAUUUGCCAGAAAUGUCCGUUGUGCCAACUGAAGUUCAGCCAAGUCAAGCCGAGGCCGAUGCGUCUGUGUGUCAGGAUGUGGGGAUCGGUGUGCCUCUUGAGGGUGGCACCACCGGUCAGUUGAGAAGAAAGAGAAAAAAGCACCAUACAGGGUCAAAGGCCAAACAGGCCAAAACUGAAGUGACCCCAGACAAACAUCACAAGAGAAAACACAAGAAGAAGAUGAAAAAUAACACGGAGCGGAAGAUGAAGUCCAAAUUGAGGAAAAAAAGCAAGACCCAAUCUCCAGCCCCAUCCCCAUCCCUAGUCUCACCUCAGCUCUCUCCCAGAAGUCUGUCUGCUAAGAAUGUGAUCAGGAAACGUGGUGAGGUGGUGGUGACGUGGACAAGGGAGGAAGACCGUGACAUACUGCUUGACUUGAAGAUGAAAGGACCGUCCAGGAGUACAUUCUCUACUUUAUCAGAAAAGAUGAACAAAUCCCCAGCUCAGAUCGCAGAGAGGUUCGCCCAGCUGAUGAAGCUCUUCAAGAAGAAAGGAAAGAUGGACAGCCCGUAGAACGAGACCUUGGACUGGGAUGCUGUAGCUGUGACUGGCUGUAGGCUAUUUUCUUUUGAAUUAUAGCAAAGGCAACCAUUUUAUGCUGCUAAACAGGAGAAUGCACUUUCAAAGUAGGCACAGAGACAGAUUUGUUGUCUGUUGUGCAAAAAAUAAUCGAUGAGAGGCGAAGAAUAAUUGCAGGUGUGGUUUUGGCUCCAGGGCUUUUUUCUUUUUUUUUUAAACACUUUUAUGUAUUUGCCAUUUUAAAUCAACAUUUCAGUAGAACUGAUUUGGAAUGGACUAUUUGCUAUUAAAAUACCAUGCAGAGCAGUUUGCUAUUCAUGUCUCUCUUCACCCCAUGAUCUUUGUAAGAAAGGUAAGAUAUUUUUUCAAAAGCAAACAUCCCCAUGGACAGAUAUAAUACAGUGAACAGGAUUUAUGUGCAGAAAAUUAAAUUGACUUUAAACCAGUUCCUCACAAUUGAAGGAAGUUGUACUGGAUACGUUCCAUUUCUUCUAUUACAUUGUCACAUAUCAAGUGAUCAAUGAAGUGUCAUAUUUAAGACACUGAGGACUAGGAUUCGACUUUAACAGCCCUGUGUUGGUUGACAUUUCAUAAACGUGUGAUCUUGAAGUGCAGAUGGCCUUGCAUUGUUUUGCAGACUCAUUAAAGUACAUAGACAUCCCCAUAGAUGGGUAGGAUGGGUUAAAGCAUUGUACAGUCCAGGUUGUCCAUUUGUUGCUUGAAAGAUUUUCUUGUCAUGCUUGUGAUUUCAGGACAAGUGCCUGUGUGAAUGUGAGUGUAUAUGGUGAUGUUCUGUUGUGUGUGUAUAUAUACUGUUGUGUUGUGUUUUGCUUUGAUUUCAUAUGAAUGAUAUUGGGAUUUCACUAUGAGAAUAUUUCUUAAAGAAUCCCAGCCUUAAGGUAUAUUUACUGUAUAUGAUGUACAUUUGUGCAAGG
Molecule: messenger RNA, 7758 nt
Organism: Clupea harengus (Atlantic herring)
Lineage: Eukaryota; Metazoa; Chordata; Actinopteri; Clupeiformes; Clupeidae
Gene: casp8ap2
Product: caspase 8 associated protein 2
Biological process (GO): extrinsic apoptotic signaling pathway via death domain receptors; Fas signaling pathway
Cellular component (GO): mitochondrion; PML body
Molecular function (GO): transcription corepressor activity
Source: RefSeq, a predicted model, not a curated record